GGGGCGGGGCUUGGGCCGCCGCAGGAGCCGGCGAUGGGGCGGCGCGCGCCGCGCUGAGGGUCCGGGGGCGCCGGGACCGCAGGUCCCUGGGCAGAGGGUCCUGGAGCUGCCAUGACUACAGGGGACUGCUGUCACCUCCCUGGCUCCCUCUGUGACUGCCCGGGCAGUGCUGCCCUCUCCAAGUCAGUGGAGGACUCAGACAUCGGGCGCCCGCAGUACAUCACCCAGGUCACUGCCAAGGAUGGACGUCUCCUCUCCACUGUCAUCAAGGCACUGGGUGCCCAGAGUGAUGGCCCCAUCUGUCGAAUCUGUCACGAAGGUGGAAAUGGGGAGGGAUUGCUUUCCCCUUGUGACUGCACAGGAACCCUGGGCACCGUGCACAAGAGCUGCCUGGAGAAAUGGUUAUCCUCCUCCAACACAAGUUACUGUGAGCUCUGCCACACAGAAUUUGUUGUAGAGAGAAGACCGAGGCCUUUGACAGAGUGGCUGAAGGAUCCUGGUCCCCGGAAUGAGAAGAGGACCCUUUUCUGUGACAUGGUGUGUUUCCUGUUCAUCACCCCUCUGGCUGCCAUCUCGGGGUGGCUGUGUCUGAGGGGAGCCCAGGACCAUUUGCAGUUCAACAGUCGGCUCGAGGCCAUCGGACUCAUAGCACUCACUAUUGCACUUUUCACAAUCUAUGUCCUCUGGACACUGGUCUCCUUCCGCUACCACUGCCAGCUCUACUCAGAGUGGAGAAGGACCAACCAGAAAGUCCGUCUGAUGCUCCCGACCUCACGGAGCCCUCACCCCCUGCCCCACUCCCUCCUCUCAGCCAAACUGAUGAAGAAGACUGCGGAUGAAACCACUGUUUGAACUCUCCCCAAGCCACCCUGCCCCGGGGCACAAGGGGCUGGCAGAAGCCGAGGGGACCUGGACAGCCCUGGGUGGGUGGGAAAUGCAGCGACUGUGAAGGUGCCACCCUGAGGGACUCAGUGGUCACCACUGCUCCAUAAGAUGGGAAAAGGACAGAGGAUCAACAUCCAGUGGUCAGCACCUGCUCCAUACGAUGGGAAAAGGACAGAGGAUCAACAUCCAUCAUGUGAAACAGCCCAAAAGAGCCAGAGGCCAGAGGGCAGAAGGCGCCUGUCUGCAGGGACGCUUUGCUAUAACUAAAUCCUAUACGUGGAAAAUAUCUCCAUAUAUAUAUAUAUAUCUAUAUAUAAUAUUAUUUUUUAAUGGCCAUGCAUAUUGUGUUUCAGUCCUUUUGUGUUGAUGUUCUAAGCUUCAGUAUAGAAGCUGGCAGCCUGAUCUCAUUCAGAGGUUAAAUCUAUGCCUUUUCUCCAAGUGAGCAUAUAAAGAACACUUUUCAUUGACCAUUCUUCAAAGUCCCCUUCUCCUUUGCACUAAGUUGGUUUUGAUAAUACUGCAGCAGCCUUUCCCGUUACUCUUUUUUGUGGUGUUCCUGUCCUUUCUAGAAAAUGGUGUGUUUUUAAUAAUUAUAAUCCCAAAAGGAGUAAAAUGACAUAAUACUGAAUGGAGACAUUUUGUAUUGUAAA
Messenger RNA from Calypte anna (Anna's hummingbird), 1535 nucleotides. It is a transcript of the gene MARCHF2, whose product is annotated as membrane associated ring-CH-type finger 2. The record is from RefSeq and is a predicted model, not a curated record. Gene Ontology annotation, biological process: protein ubiquitination. The coding region runs from base 112 to 852 and encodes 246 amino acids. Gene Ontology annotation, molecular function: zinc ion binding; ubiquitin-protein transferase activity. NCBI's taxonomy places the organism in Eukaryota, Metazoa, Chordata, Aves, Apodiformes, Trochilidae. The transcript has 5 exons.